CUGUGGGAUUGGAGGAGAGUGGAUGGGGUCAGGACCCAUGUUGUAGGUGGAACGUGGAGGAUUCACUGAUGAUGGGCUGGAUGUUGGGGGUUGACGUCAUCACCAGGGUUCUGGCCUGAGGGAUGGGGUGUGGUAGGCAGAAAAAUGGCCCCCCAAAAUGUCUAUGUCCUCAUCCCUGGAACCUGUAGAAUGUCGUGUUCCAUGGGGAAGGGGAAUUAAGGUUGCAGAUGGAAUUAGGGUUGCUAAUCAGCAGACCUUGAGAUGGGGAGAUUGUCCUGGAUUAUCUGGUGGACCCAGUGGAAUGCCAUGAGCUCUUAAAAGUGGUCAGAGAGAUUCGAUAGGAGUUGGACUCUAUUUGAUCUGUGAUUGCCGACUUGGAAGAUGGAGAAAGGGGCCACAAGCCAGGGAAUUCGGUGGCCUCUAGAAGCUAGGAAUGGCCUUCUUCUUACAGUCAGCAGAGUUCUUGAUCCUACAACCACAGGAAACUGAAUUCUGCCAACAACAUGAAUGAGCAGGAAACGGAUUCUCCCCAGAGCCUGCAGAACAGCCGCAGAAAAACCGUUUGCGGGAAAAGAAGAGGAUCAGGGAAGUGUGCCGGAGGGAUGUCAGACAGGGAGGAGUGGCAGGUAACCCUCAGCACCUGCCCCUGUGGAAUCCUGCAGCUGCACGAGGACAGGCGACCUUGCAUCCAGCAUGUGUAUGGCGCCCAGCACCCCCCGUUUGAUCCACUGUUACAUGGCACCUUGCUCAAGGCCACGCCCAAGGUGCCGACCACACCAGUGAAGGCCAAGAGAGUGAGCACCUUCCAAGAGUUUGAGAGCAACACCAGCGAUGCUUGGGAUGCUGGCGAAGACGACGAUGAGCUCCUGGCCAUGGCGGCCGAGAGCCUGAACACUGAGGUGGUCAUGGAGACAGCCAACCGGGUCCUGCGCAACCACAGCCAGCGGCAGGAGCGACACAAGCUGCAGGAGGCCCCGGGGCCCGAGCAGAAGCCAAAGCCUUUGGCAGAGCCUCCUUUGGUCCCAAGCGGUGACCUCCGGCUGGUGAAGUCUGUCAGUGAGAGCCACACGUCCUGCCCUGCAGAAAGUGCCAGCGACUCUGUCCCUCUCCAGAGAUCCCAGUCUCUCCCACACUCAGCGACAGUUGCAUUGGGUGGGACGUCCGACUCCAGUACCCUCGGUAGCUCUGUGCUAAGUGAGAGAGAGGCCUUCCGGCUGGACAAAUUCAAGCAGCUCCUUGCUGGCCCCAACACAGACCUCGAGGAAUUGCGGAAGUUGAGCUGGUCCGGGAUCCCUAAGCCAGUUCGUCCAAUUACGUGGAAGCUGCUCUCAGGUUACCUCCCUGCCAAUGUGGACCGAAGACCAGCCACUCUCCAAAGAAAACAGAAGGAAUAUUUUGCGUUUAUUGAGCACUAUUACGAUUCUAGGAAUGAUGAAGCUCACCAAGACACAUAUAGACAGAUCCACAUAGACAUCCCUCGAAUGAGCCCGGAAGCAUUAAUACUUCAACCCAAAGUGACAGAGAUUUUUGAAAGGAUAUUGUUCAUAUGGGCGAUACGUCACCCUGCCAGUGGAUAUGUGCAGGGGAUAAAUGACCUCGUCACUCCUUUCUUUGUGGUCUUCAUUUGCGAAUACAUAGAGCAAGAGGAUGUGGACGCCGCCGACGUCUCCCGCGUGCCCGCAGACGUGCUGCGCAACGUCGAGGCCGACACGUACUGGUGCAUGAGCAAGCUGCUCGACGGUAUUCAGGACAACUACACCUUUGCCCAACCUGGGAUUCAGAUGAAAGUGAAAAUGUUGGAAGAGCUGGUGAGCCGGAUUGACGAGCAAGUCCACCGGCACCUGGAGCAGCACGAGGUGAGGUACCUGCAGUUCGCCUUCCGCUGGAUGAACAACCUGCUGAUGAGGGAGGUGCCCCUCCGCUGCACCGUUCGCCUGUGGGACACCUACCAGUCUGAACCUGAGGGCUUCUCGCGCUUCCACUUGUACGUUUGCGCUGCUUUUCUCGUGAGAUGGAGGAAAGAAAUACUAGAAGAAAGAGAUUUUCAAGAGCUGCUGCUCUUCCUCCAGAACCUGCCCACAGCCCAGUGGGGCGAUGAAGACAUCAGCCUGCUGCUGGCCGAGGCCUACCGCCUGAAGUUUGCCUUUGCAGACGCCCCCAAUCACUACAAGAAAUGAGCUCGGGGCCCACUACAGCAGGCCUGCCCCCGCUGGCUGGCUGCAGGCCCGCCAGAGAGGCCUCGCCGGAGCAGCCCUGCCCUCUGGGGAGGUGCCAGGACUGGGUGCCGGACACUGCCCGAGGCCUGACUGGGGCGGGGCUGCCUCUGUUUUCCAAGAUACCAAAGAGAGCCAGGGGAGGGUCUCGGCCAUGCUGGGGGCCAGCGAGGGGUCAGGCGCCUUCCUCCCCCAGCCCCUGGAGCGUCCUUGCCAAAUGACCACCUCCUGGGGCCUCCAGCCUGCGGCAGCCUGAGAGGCAGACCCUCUGGGAGAGGCCUGCUGCCUGGGUGCCAGGGACGAGGGAGGUGGCAGCCAUCUCGUCCCUCCUUUGAAAUGCAGAGUCUAUUCUGUUGAGUGAAAGAGAAUAAAAUAUAGACAAAGUCAGUGAAUGUUGCACUAACCCACGGCCUCCCUGGGCUCUCUCGGGGCCUGUCCCAGCCAGCCAUAUUCCUGUAAGUGUUCGUCACUUUAGUGUUGGUGUGUACUUGCUCUCCUGGUCUAAACCCGGCUAGAAAGCGAUGGCAGAGCCCGACGUGUGAGCCACCGAGGGCCUGGGGAGCCUCUGGCUGCGGCAGGCUGGGAGCAGAGAGGGCUCAAAAUUGCCUCACUUGCUGUCUCCAUUCUCUUAAAAGAGACUCCUGCCCCACCUGGUCCGUGUCAGGCACCUGGCUGUGGGCGGCAGCUGCUCUGCUGGGUGCUGAGGAGCACACAGGAGCCUGCAGCCCUGGGGACAAGCCACGCAGCUCAGGCUGAGGACACUGCUCCCUCCAGGGGGCCCCCAGACAGGCAGGGUUUAGUCACUCUGAUGGAGCCGUGAACAUACACGGUGGGGCGGGAGUGGACAAGCUUCUGGGAGACGCCCCCAGGCCUCCCCCUGGCCUCACCCCUUUUCCGGGUCUCCAGUGCAGCAGAGACUUGACUGCUUGCUGCUGUUUACCGGUCACUGGGGUGGUGAGCCCAAGUGGGGGGGGUCCCUGACUGGCCCUGCCUGGGGCUUCCCACGCCCUCCCUGCCCAUGCAGAGAAGCACCUGUCAGACGAGUGGCCAGCGGUGACAUGGACACCCCUGUGGGGCUGUGAGCUGCUCUGGGCCGCAGCCACAGCCUCUGACCCCUGAGCCCAGGAAGGCUCCUGUCCUCAGCGCCUGCUUCUGCUCUCAGACUCUCAUCUGUUUACAGGCAUCUCUUCCUGCCAUGUGCCCGACCUCCUGGAGCAGCCACACCACCGCCCGUCUUUGCACAGCUCAGGCGCUAGGACACUGCCGUUGUAGGACAAAGCAGAGGAUAGGAAUAUAUAUAUAUACACACACACACACACACACACACGCGUGCGCGUAUGUGUGAUAUGUGUGUUCCUUUUUUUAUUAAAAAGAUUCUUGGGUCAUUACAUGUGCGUUGAAAUCAGUACAAAAUAUGUGCAAAUGUCAGAUGUUCCUAAAUCAGCAGAGGGACCUGCUUGCCUUAGUCCAGAUGGAGAGGGCACCCCGCACUGGUCCCUGCCCACACCCAGGAUCAGGGGUUCCUCCGACCAGCACGCAGCAGCCUCCAGGCUACCAAUCUUUUACUAGCGGGGGCAUCCAGGUCCAGAAUUGCUGCGUGGCUGUGAGCAGGGAGCCUCCGCCUGCUUAGCCAAGACCCCGCCUGGGACCUGCCCGUCAGAGCUCAGAUCGCUCUGCGUAGCCAAUACGUUGGGGACACAAAAGGUCUGCCCCUUGGGGCAGUUUAUUUUGCAAAUAGGAAUGAUCUACACAGUUAAGUGAGGUUCCGCGCAUAUUUUCACGUGUAUGUAAAUCUGGAACUAAAUGUGAGGGAUGUUGACGGGGUCCUUGGAGCAGGUCCAUCUGAAGUGGUUAAAGGGCCCUCUGUCUGGAAUACAGUGUGCUGAAACAAGGAAUAAAGACGCAGUGAAAGCCCGA
Messenger RNA from Equus quagga, 4130 nucleotides. It is a transcript of the gene TBC1D22A, whose product is annotated as TBC1 domain family member 22A. Bases 504 to 2177 code for a protein of 557 amino acids. Gene Ontology annotation, biological process: activation of GTPase activity. Gene Ontology annotation, molecular function: GTPase activator activity. NCBI's taxonomy places the organism in Eukaryota, Metazoa, Chordata, Mammalia, Perissodactyla, Equidae. The transcript has 14 exons. The record is from RefSeq and is a predicted model, not a curated record.